CUGGAGGGUACGAGUGCGGGAUGUCCCUGAACACCACCUGUGAGAAGCCGCUUGUGGAGUUGUGCAUACUGGAAUAAAAUGCACGCAGUUAUAAAGCUGGGUUCCCAUAAAGGCCAGCGGGGACCAACGACCAAUCAGCGAAGAGCAAGCCAACAUCCAAUCAGAGUGAAGAAGGCCAGCGUCUCCGUGUUGGUGAUUGGCCAACAGCAAAAGCGGCAAUGUGAGUGUAAACUUGGGCGACUUGUUUUCGUAUUUGACUUCGUGUGAGUGUCAAGAACAGCAACGCCGCAGCCGAAAUAAGCCAACGGAGCUUGUCGGUAAACACACUCCACCAGAGCAGUGUGCACCAGUCAGAUAUUUUUAUUCUGCCACCUUCAAAUUGUUCAACAGAUCCCAGCGAUGUUCAUCUGGCUCGAACUCGCCAUGACAACAUGACGCCUGCUUCCAUUCCUCCUGGAGACGGCGGCUCAGGGCUUUAUCUUGACGCAAUUUGGCAUCCUCUUUUGCGUUGGCUCGGCCAUGCGGGCGGAGGCGAGUGACUGAAAAACAUACGCGAGGGCACUCGGAUGCGGAAAUAAAUGAAUCAUCUGUGAGUUUUGAAGGCUGACCGGCGCCCCAGAGAGACACUGAGGAUUAUCCACCUCAUUCGAUCCCAACACUGACACCCAUCACCGAGACCUGGCCCAUUUUGUACCUGUGAUGCUCCCGAAGGCCCCGCCUUGCCUCCAUAAAUGAUGCACAGAUGACUCUGCCACCUGGAGACGAGCAGCAGAAUGAAGAACAAGCAACAAGCAUCACCCAAACCCAAAGCACGUCAGGUUGCACACCGCCAAACGUCCAAAAGAGGCGGAAGAAGUCCAAGAGGAGAUACGUGUGGGUUAACUUGACAAACUGCAAGUACGAAAGCGUGCGGCGUGCCGCUCGGCGCUACGGCCUGAAAGUGGCGACGGACGGAGACGACUGGACCUUGAUGUGGUCCGACUGCUCCGUGUCUCUGGAGAGGGUCAUGGCCAUGAAGCAGUACCAGAAGAUCAAUCAUUUCCCCGGGAUGAUCGAGAUCUGCCGCAAGGACACUCUGGCCAGGAACUUGAACCGCAUGUUGAAGCUCUUCCCGAAAGACUACAACAUCUUUCCCAGGACGUGGUGUCUUCCCGGAGACUACUGCGACUUCCAAUCAUACACGCGCGUCCAAAAGCAGGCCACCUUCAUCUGCAAGCCAGAAUCAGGCUGUCAGGGACGGGGCAUCUUCAUGACAAGGUCCAGUCGAGACCUUCAUCCUGGAGAACACAUGAUCUGUCAGCUCUAUAUCACCAGGCCUUUAAUCAUGGACGGCUACAAGUUCGACUUGCGUAUCUACGUGCUGGUGACGUCAUGUGACCCGCUCAGGAUCUUCCUAUUCAAGGAGGGGCUGGCCCGCUUCUGUACCACCAAGUACCUGGAACCAGCGCUCAGCAACAUGGACGAGGUGUGCAUGCAUCUGACCAACUACUCCAUCAACAAGCACCAGGACAACUUCAUCCAUGAUGACCACACUGGCAGCAAACGGAAGCUGUCUACGCUCAUCCGGCAGCUGGAGGCGGAGCGCGCCGACGCGGCGAAACUAUGGGACGACAUCGAGGACAUAAUCAUCAAGACGCUGAUCGCCGUGCAGCCAAUCCUCAAGCACAACUACCACGCGUGCUUCCCACACCACGCCGCCACCAGCGCCUGCUUCGAGAUCCUCGGCUUCGACGUCCUGCUGGAUGAGCGCAUGCGGCCCUGGCUGCUCGAGGUGAACCACUCACCGAGUUUCACCACCGACUCGCCACUGGACCGCGAGGUGAAGGACGCCCUGCUGCUGGACACGCUGCUGCUCAUCAACUUGAACGCCUGCAACAGGAGCAGAAUCAUCAAGGAGGAGCGCAGGUGCUCCAAGGAACGUCUGCAGGCGAGCCAGUCCAGAGCGGCAAGGUCCGAGGAGCUGCACAAGUGCAAGGCGGCCUCGGCCCAGCAGAUGGAGAGAUACGAGAGCAAACAUCAGGGAGGCUUUAGGAGGAUCUUCCCCAGGGAAGGAGCAGACAUGUACGACAAGUUCUUCAUGCAGGGAAGUUCGCUUGUGCCGACCACGGAAGCUUCGAGAGCCCGACAGGAGUGCGGCAGGCAACUACGACAGGAGCUGCUUGACAGGCAGAGGACCGUGACCUUCGCCCGGCAUCGGGACUCUCAGGGCGAAACGGCAGGGGAGCGGCCCAAACGGCCCAAACCUCGAGCGGCACCGCGCAGGCCCGCCGCCACCUACCCGCCUCCUGCUGCAAUCAAAACCUGUGAGGUGGAAGAGGAGAAUGAUGAAGAGGAAGAAGAGGAACGGGUCAAGGCGCUGAUCCAGAGGAAGAAGCUGCUGCUGGACCUGGGCCUGGUCCAGCACAUCCGCCAGCUGCUGCAGCUGGAGGGCCGCAACGCCAACAAUCCCAGCCAGCACGGGCCGCGGGUCACGAAGCAAAAUUUAGCGCUGGACGCUUCGACGCCGCUUCCCUCAAAGGCCAAGGCAUCGUCCUGCAUUCUGACAUCCAGGCAGAGCUCGUUGAGGCCUUCGAGUACCAUCAAGAAUUUUCACACCCCACUUGAGACAGAAGGCAGCCAAAAAGUGAAAAACAAGGAAUGGACCAUGAAUGCUGUCAGGGUCCCUGGAGCAGGGCCCCGCUUGCAAAACGUCAGGAUCUCUGACCCACGGGCCCUCGUGAAGGGGGUCGCCAAAGGACGUUGCCCUUUAGCGCAACGCGACACGGCGAAUCUGCACGCGGGCCUCCUGGUUACCUCCACGCGCCCCCCGUUGCUCCGGAGACCUAGCCUUGCCCGAUGCCCCCCCACCCAGCACGGUGAGGGACCUUGAAGUGGGGGGGGGGGCGCCACCGGAGACCCAAUACGGCUCAUAAUUUCCAACAAAGUCAAAAUACACCUGAAGGAGUUUUAUUUUUAUGUUGCUUUUUUUCUGGGGGGGGGGGGUGCCAAUUAAAACACAAACAGACCUCAGGGCAUAAACCACUCACUGGGACUAGGGAAAUAAAUUCAUAUUUAAUUCAUAUGAAUUAAGGUCGUUAUUGCAGAAAUUGGUCUAGAAAUGGCCUUUCCAAAUUUGAUAAACAACUAAAAAAUGAAUUAAAUGGGGCAUUGUCGUCAUCAUGAGGCUAUUUCUAAUUCAAGAAAAUGUCGUCUUAUAUCGGAAGCACUUUCCGACUCGUGUAUCAUAUUGCAUUUUUUUCUUCCUACUCUGACCUUUUUUAUUAAAUGAAAAUCCACGUGGUAGCAUUUUGUCAGAGGCCAUAAAACUUUACAACGUUUGUCAGCUGCUUUGUGUGCGCUCCGAAAACAAACAAUAACAACAAAAACACGACAAAUUGGCCAAAACAACACUGCAAAAUACUAAAAAUGUAUUUUAAGUUUUUUAGAAAAUGACGGCUAAAUCGUCCUGUUUGAAACGAAAUCGAUUCUUGUGCUGCGCAAAACAUUUAAGAUUGCCUUUGUAUUUUUACUCAGCAAUUUUAAAAGAAAACGAAUAAAAAGAUUGCCCUCGAUGAGAAAAUAAUUCGGGCAUUCUUUAAUGAAAUAUGUUGUAACGAUAAUUCCACUUGAAUUAAUUAGCAUGCCGUUUCAGAUUUGACGUCUUUAUUUGCGAACAUUUUGACCUUAUUUCCUGGGAGUUUUAGGGGUGGGGGGGGGGGGCUUAAAAAAAGAAAGGGACACAAAGAUGGAAUGUGUUUCAGGAAUUUAUGGUUUUAUUGCGUGUGUAAAUUCCGGAAAUCCUCUUUCAUGCUGGCCCACGGCUGGAAAAGACAUUUGAGGUAAAUGAGAAGUCCAAAAUAUUGAGAAUUAUGAACAGAACAUUUUGAAGACAUCUACGGGGAAUUUAAUGCGAAUCCAAGCAGGAUGAACUUUUUGACUUUAACGGGAGAAAUGAAUUAAAUUUGAGAACUACAAGAAAAAAUAUCUGGCCUGAAGAAUUUGUGACUGGUGGAAAUAAUAGGAUUUUAAGAAGCCUUAAUUUUCGUUUUAUUAUUGUUUGGCUAUACUGAAUGUUUUUUUUUUUUACCUUUGCUUUGUUCAAAACCAAACCUUGAUGGCCGAUUCACCAUCUCCUGCACGAAAUGUCGAAAAUAAAACAAGUGACUCUUCCGUA
Messenger RNA from Hippocampus comes (tiger tail seahorse), 4153 nucleotides. RefSeq names its product tubulin tyrosine ligase-like family, member 6 (gene ttll6). Gene Ontology annotation, molecular function: tubulin-glutamic acid ligase activity; tubulin binding. Gene Ontology annotation, cellular component: ciliary basal body. The coding region runs from base 743 to 2869 and encodes 708 amino acids. Gene Ontology annotation, biological process: microtubule cytoskeleton organization; protein polyglutamylation. The record is from RefSeq and is a predicted model, not a curated record. The transcript has 19 exons. Lineage: Eukaryota; Metazoa; Chordata; Actinopteri; Syngnathiformes; Syngnathidae.